AAUUUCAUAUUGUGAACACUUUUCUAAACUAUUUUCGGCAGAAAUGAAGUGGUUUUUGCUAGUAUUUGUAGCGGUUGUGGCGGUAGAAGCAGGUCCUUUCAAUGGACGUCAGUCGUACCAUGAGUCGGUGGGGAUUCCACUAUCGGAAAGCAUAAAGCAACGGGAGCUUGCAGCUGAUUCUUCGAGAAUUGUUGGGGGUACCGUAGUGCCUCUUGGCCAACACCCUUUUAUGGUGGGAAUCGUGAUCUAUUUGCACAAUAGUCCAAGCACAUCCAUGUGCGGCGCGUCUCUCCUGACGCACACACGCUCUCUGACGGCGGCACACUGUUGGCACGAUGGCUGGCUCUCGGCGUACCUGUUCACCUUGGUGUUCGGCUCUCAGACGCUGCAUACUGGUGGUUUGCGUAUCGACACCCAAGACAUCGAGAUGCAUCCCGAUUGGAGCACAAUGACCCUACACAACGACAUCGCCAUCGUCAGACACGAUUGGGUUGACUUUAACGAUAUCAUCAGGCCCAUUAAUCUACCAACAAAUCAAGCAAACAACGACUUUGCUGGAUCUUGGGCGGUAGCUGUUGGCUACGGAAGACAAUAUGAUACUCAGACUCCCAUAUUCAAUCCGGACUUGAGAGAGGCUCACCUUCAAGUGAUUCCGAACCAGGAAUGUAAUGCGAUCUAUCCUGGCAUGAUUGUAGACACAACUCUCUGCACGAGAGGACCUGUCGGGACUAACAUUUGCCUCGGUGACUCAGGCGGUCCUCUUGCGCUUGGAACCGGCAGUGACCAAAUUCUGAUUGGUGUUGUUUCGUUCGGAGCUGGUGCCUGCGAGGGAGGUCAUCCAGCUGGCUAUGCGCGCGUGACCUCUUUCUUACCCUGGAUUCUAUCAAGAGAUUAAACUAUUUUAAUAAAUAUCACUUAGAAUAUAUUA
Ostrinia furnacalis (Asian corn borer) is the source of this 928-nucleotide messenger RNA. Its product is annotated as collagenase-like. Bases 44 to 895 code for a protein of 283 amino acids. Gene Ontology annotation, molecular function: serine-type endopeptidase activity. The record is from RefSeq and is a predicted model, not a curated record. Lineage: Eukaryota; Metazoa; Arthropoda; Insecta; Lepidoptera; Crambidae. Gene Ontology annotation, biological process: proteolysis. The transcript is spliced from 5 exons.